Messenger RNA from Chroicocephalus ridibundus (black-headed gull), 1234 nucleotides. It is a transcript of the gene MRPS33, whose product is annotated as mitochondrial ribosomal protein S33. NCBI's taxonomy places the organism in Eukaryota, Metazoa, Chordata, Aves, Charadriiformes, Laridae. The transcript has 3 exons. The coding region runs from base 301 to 621 and encodes 106 amino acids. Gene Ontology annotation, cellular component: mitochondrion. The record is from RefSeq and is a predicted model, not a curated record.
AGGUUGUGCUGGGCUCUGCCUGGUUUCGGUGGCCCGGGGCAGCCUUCUCUUCCCCGUGUGGUCAUGGAAAAAUCAAAAGUAAUUCUGGAAACAGGUCUCCUGGCAUGUGUUAAAUGAGAAGGAAGCGGUCUGAAGCAGGCUAGCGCAUCGGAAAGAAGAAAACUCAUCCUGGGCUGGGGAAGCAAGGCUUUGGGUAGCAGUAAGGAGUGUGGAGCAGGUGAAGAAGCAGCUCAGCGCGGUGGUUUUGCUUUGGGCUUAGGAAAGUGCAUCUGUCUAUGUGUGCCCACUCUUCCUUGGGAGAUGUCCAAUGUUUCCAAUUAUGCCCUUCGAAUGGCCCGGCUGAGUGCUCAGAUAUUUGGAGAAGUUGUCAGGCCAACUGACUCAAAAUCUAUGAAAGUAGUGAAGUUAUUCAGUGAGCAGCCUUUGGCCAAGCAGAAGGAGGUCUACAGCUGGUAUCCUCCUCACAACACCUACUAUGCUCUCAUGAAGAAACUCCGUUACUUUGGUCUCUACAGGGAUGAGCAUCAGGACUUUAAGGAAGAGAUGAGGCGAUUGAAAAAGCUCCGUGGGAAGGAAAAACCAAAGAAGGGGGAAGGAAAGAGAGCUCUCAAGAAGAAAUAGUGCUGCUUGGACAAUAUAACGAGCUACUCCAGAAAUGCUGGUGAACAGCUGUAACCCAGAAUUUCUGUUCCCGGCUGGAGAGGGCUUGGUGUGUGAGCUGCGUGUGGGGCACAAGAAACACACUGUGAAAUACUGGAGUCCACCUUGGGAGUGCACUUGGGUCUCUGUGGUUUUAUUGUUUUUUAAUUCCUAUGUAUUGUUUGUUGUACCACAUUAGUUUCAGAGCCCUCUCUUACCCAAGGAGUAAAAACAAUAGUAAAAAAAUAAGUGCUCAGUGUUUUUUCUUGCAAACACCUGUAGUUGUUUCAGUUCUUCUGGACCUGGAAAAUUGUUUGGUUUUCAUUGUCUGUUCUACUUUCUUAGAUUAAGAUCACCCCUGUUCUGCAUGUGGCCACAAAAAAAUUAGGUUUCCUGCUUCUACUGCUGCUUGUCAUCUUGCCUAUUAUAAUGAGUUUCACUUCAGGUACCCUUAGUGGUAAAGUUUAGGGUUUCUUAAGGUGCUGUUAAGAUCUAUUGUUCUGCAUUUUGCACUGGACAAUAUUUCAUGGUCCGUUGCCUGGCCACAGCACCGUUAUUGUACCUGGAAUAUUUAGAUACUGCAACAGAAGAGGCU